AUGCGGAUCCUAAUAGCGAUCGCUGCCUUGACAGUAUUUUCCUGUGUGACUGCUGACAGCUACGGUGGUGGAUAUGGCGGAGGUUAUGGCGGCGGGGGUUACGGCGGCGGCGGGGGUUACGGCGGCGGGGGUUACGGCGGCGUGUAUUCCGCCAUGGGUGGAUAUUCCGGCGGGGGAUACGGAGGUUAUAGUGGAUAUGGCGGUGGUGGUGGAGGAAAUGGCGGAAGUGGAUACGGUAAAGGACGCAGAGGAGGGGGUGCCUUAUACAUACCUUAUUACUACUCCAACCCUGUUCCUUACCCUGUCCCUGUAGGUGGUGGUGGUGGAGGGGCAGGCGUUCCGACUCCCCUGCCAUCCUUACCGAACCCCGUCCCCCUAAACUUGGGAACUGGAAUUCGUCAGCAAACGCAGCAAAACCAGAACGGGUGGAUUGCCGCGUUGUUGGGAGGUCUUCUAUUAUACUGGCUUUACCAACGGAACAACACCAGCACCACCACCACUGGAUAAACCAGAAGGGUUUCUGUCUUUUAUCGCUGUAAGUCGCCAUUUCAAAGGUGUAUUCUUAUAAUGAUAGAACAGUGCCUACCCUACUUACCGUAGAUGAAAAGUGUGUAUUUCUCAUGAAUAUAUAAAUAAAUUUUAAAUAGAGAUGAAGAACCGGCACAGACUACACAGCGUAUAUUCAGCCAAAAUGAGAUACUAAUUACCAUUUUACUUCACAGAUUGUUCAUCAC
Molecule: messenger RNA, 734 nt
Organism: Ostrea edulis (European flat oyster)
Lineage: Eukaryota; Metazoa; Mollusca; Bivalvia; Ostreida; Ostreidae
Product: ctenidin-1-like
Exons: 3
Coding region: 1-507 (168 amino acids)
Source: RefSeq, a predicted model, not a curated record